Molecule: messenger RNA, 7346 nt
Organism: Hyposmocoma kahamanoa
Lineage: Eukaryota; Metazoa; Arthropoda; Insecta; Lepidoptera; Cosmopterigidae
Exons: 8
Coding region: 1-7101 (2366 amino acids)
Source: RefSeq, a predicted model, not a curated record
AUGUCUGGAGCAGUGAGAGUAGACUAUGCCGUCGUUCUCAUUUGGCUCAUAAUCUGUUCCUUGUAUACAACCCUUUUAACUGUUACAGCACUUGUAGUCGUCUUGAUUUUGAGAAAACGCAGGUCCUCCAUACUAAAGAGUUACAGGCCGCCGCGAGCGCCAUUCUCGGAGUUGGAGUUCAAUGUAGCCACCCCAACAGACACCGCCAAAAGCCGUCGCGUCAGUUUCUCGCGGCGGACCGGGGUCGCGGAAUUUGUUACAAACGAGGCAACCACCACAUGGAAGAACUUUUAUGAAGAACACAAUAAAACUUUAGAGUCCUCCGGCAACGACUCCGACGUUAAUCCUCCCCGGCCUUCAGUCGGUCAUUUAGGGAAAAGAAUAUUCGACCAACAAUUUCAAGAAGUCGAUGCAAACGAUCUUCUUACACCAGAUGAUGGUGGGAGAAAUGUGGAUAAUUCCAUAAAUAAUGAAAACUUAUUCCGACAGUUUAACGUUUUGGAAAGCGUCAAUGAUCUAGGAGCACCAGCACCCCAUCGGAAGUUCGAGCUUAGUUCUUUUACAAAUAAUCAGAGUCAAAUAUUCGCCGAUGAAUUCUCUGUCUCCGGUUUAGGUGAAGUCUCUGAUCGCAUUAGUGUAAAUUUCACCGACGUACAACUUUUAGGUAGAAAGGAUGAUCUUGACGACAUCGAGAAAGAUUUGAAACGUCAAUCAAAUGCUGGGAACAUGGUUUGUUCAAGUGCUUUUAGAGCAGAAGAUGUUUCAGAAUACAUUGAAAUUGAUCUCAAUAUGACGCACAUUGCAGCAAGGAACGAUGAAUCUGAUAUGUCUAUUACAGAUACUAUUCAUAGUUCUGAAGUAAGUGUUUCGAAAAUUCAUACUGACAUGAAAUCUUCAUCGGCAAUUGAUUGCAAACAUUGGGUGAUUAACAAAGAGAAUAUUGCCAUAAACCCUUAUGUGGCUCCGAAAGAAUCAGCCAAUUUCGCUAUUAAUGAGGAGCCGGACAAAAUUUUGGUUUUUGACGGGAAACGGUUGACUAUACAGACGGAAUUGAAAGAAAAAGUAAAUCGGACUUCCGUAACAGAGAACGCAAGUACAAUUUCACUUAAAAAAGCAAUAGUUUUGAAUGUAGAUGAUGAUUUGCCAAACUUUGUUGACAACCCUCAAGCGUCUGUUUCACACAUAUUGUCUAAUGAUAGUCAUGCGAAAAGUCAAAGUAUGGUUAUUGGAGAUGAAGUGGUAAAAAUCCCUGUGUCAGAAGCAAAUGUAAUAAUGCCUGAUUCUCUUGAAAGGCGCAGAACAAUACUUUACGAAAGUAAUGCUGGAGAUAUAUCAGUUACGCAGGCUGUACCACCUAACAUAAUUUUGCCAGAAACUAUUCCUUUUAGUUCGGAUACGAGCAAAACAGUAGUAUUCGAAAACGAAGAUAUAACACCAGCUGUUUCGAUGCUCUCAUACCCCUCCGCCCAAGCCUUUUCAUUAAACGUAAUUGGAAAUCCAGAUCGGUUUGAUAAUAACGAAGUUCUUGUGGACCGUAUGAUCAAUAUUCCAGUAACACAUGCUGUAUCGUCUAACGUAACGUUACAAGAAUAUGUCUCAAGUGUCGCAAAUAUGAAGAAUAUUGUUUCCGCUUCCGAAAUGGAAAAUAUGUCUAUGACUCACGGUGUAUCCGAGAAUAUAAUUUUUCCGGACAACACGGUUCCUGAACACAGAAAAACAAUUGUUUAUGAAUCAGACAACGAUAUAUCUAUAACACAAGCUGUACCAAGAAAUCUAAUUGUGGUAAAAAAUCGGGAAACUGUUCUUAAAGAACCAAUAGAAUCUGUUGCAGCAGAUCAAUCAGUGAAGCAAGCCAUGCCAUUCAAUAUAAUACCAGAUAAUGCGGAACGACAAGACAUUUCAGUAUCGAUAGUCCCUAUGAUAUUGACAGAAAGUAAUAAAAUCAAUGACCAUACCAAAUCCGAAGAUAUAUCAGUUACUCAAGCUAUAAAAUUAAAUACUGUUGAUCACAAUCAAGAGAUUCCUAAAAAAUCUGCCUUAAACUGUAAUAAAAUUGGUAUUGCAAUACCAAAUCUAGACAAUGUAAAUGAAUCAAAAUGCGAUUUAGACGUAUCAAAAUAUACAAAAUCUAACACAAAUAUACCUGAAAGGAAAUUUAUUGCCGAAGAAAGCGACAUAGAUGUUAAAAAUAAGACGCAGCCUUUGCCUGCGAGUUUACAAUUAUUACCAGAAAAAUUAAUUACUCCAAAUGAUAGUGCUUCUUCUACUUCUUUAUCUUCAUUGUGUAAAGAAACUGCUAAGAAUAGACUGUCGCAAGAAAUGACUAUAACUGAAUUUAAUAAUACCGAUAAAGAAAUUGAAGAACCUCAAGUUACAAUACACACCCAUUCCAAUUUAAACAAAAUAUUCAAAACUAAGAGAUUAUCAAACUUAACACUUACGAAGCCUAUACCGGCUGAUUUGUUGACAAUACAGAAGAUUCUUGAUAAGUCUAAUUUAAGUCAGUUGUUAUGUGUAGGCCAAGAAAAAGAGCCUAUUAAUCAAAAUUUUAUGGUAUAUCAAACCAGCACUGACAUGGGUGUCAUUCCACCAGUAAACACCGAAGCAGAUUCUAUUUUGAAAGAUCCAGCUACUAAGGAUUUGUCCAGAACUGAUCUACAGCACAAUAAAGGUCAAAUAGAACUGUUCAGAACUAAAAACAACUUGUCUGCGUCAUUAAAAGAUAUGACAAAGUCGGUUCCCAACUCCAACUACGUAUCCAAAUCUCCAUCUAACAAGUCUAAAAUGUCAAACGACCCACGUGAUUCCAUGUCAUUAGUUUCUAAUUCUGAAUCACAAGAUACAAAUUCUUUGAGUAAACCUGUACCAGAGGCUUCUAAUUCCCCAUCUUACCAAUCAAGGUUUUUGUCAGAAACUUCAUCGCAACAAUCGAAAGACGGUAACACUACAAAAGAUUCAAAAAAAUCUCUUCUGGUGGAUCUUUUGGACAUGUCGUAUGUAUCUGUAACUAGCGGCUUAGAAGACAAAAGCGCUACAGCAAAGAUUGAGUCAGAUAAUUCUAUGAACAAAGAAAUCAAGCCAAAUUCUUUUGAGAAUGGAAAAUCCGAAGAAAAAGUAAUAAAAUCGAUUGAAAGUCUAUUUUACAUCACUUCAGGUAGCGAAGAUUUUCAGUCAGAAGAAGACAAGGAAGUCAAGCCUAAAGAGUUAGCACCAUUAUCGAUAUAUAAUAAAGAAACGUCAGAUGGGAAUUGUUCUAAAAACAAUAUGAUGCAGUAUCUUCAACAGAAAUUGGAUCAACUAAAAGAUAAAAUGCCAUCCAGUAGACAUUUGGAAAAAGUCGUCAGUCCUGAUAGAGAGUCUUAUAUGACUGAACAAUUAUUGCAAAUGCUUGAUAAUUUUACCGAUGUUGAAGAGCAGACAAAUCCAUUGGAUGAAAUUAAUAUUGCGCAGGGUCAAAAUAAAUUUCUAUCCAUAGCAACCCGUAAUACGGCUGGACACGGCUCUAAUCAAAAAGGUAAAAAAAAGAACAAACCUGUUACGCCUCGCACAAGUGCUCUGCAUGGAUCUCCUAGCAGCAUGACAUCACCACCUCAAGUACGUUCUAUUUCUUGGCAAGGGUCUCCUGUAAAAAGAGGGCUUAAGAAGGAAUCACCACUCCCACCUCGUUUGGGUUCACCUUCUUUCCGCAGUUUGGUGUCACCCCGUAAAUCACCAACUGCUGGGCACGGGUCUUCACUCCAUAGACAUUCUGCUACUAGGCGAGCGUCAUCUCCGCGAAAAAAGACAACUUCUAAAAAAGAUAAGAAAGAAAGUCCAACAGAUAAAGAUAAUGAACUGUAUAAAUAUACGGGUGAUUCAGACAAUGAACUAGUAGACAAAAUAAUAGAAGAGGUUAGUGCACUGGAUGAGCAUUCAUCUGAAGAAUAUCAGAAUGAAGUUAGAAAGACUUACCUAACAAAUUAUAGAAAAGAACUAUCUGUUGAAGAUACCACAGAGUUUAUUAGAAAUAAAGAACUUUGCGACCAAAUUAAUGAAAUUAUGAACGAAUCUAAAGAGACUUUAAUCAGUAAUGAUCAGCUUCACAGUCCAAUGAAAGGGAUCGAUAGUGCAAAUGACAUCGAUGUGCCAAAAGAAAAAGGAGAAGAUAAUCCUGUUUCUCAACCAUUGAAUGAAAAAAAUCUUAUGAAUGAAGAGGAUAUAAGCUGUGUACUUAAGGACGCUACAAUAGUAAAAGAGUUGCUUUAUCCAAUGGAAGAUACUAAUAUCAUGGAUGAUAGCAAUAUACGUAAACAGGAUACAGUGGGAAAAAAGCUGCUUGACAUUGAAAAUAAAAACACAGAAGACACUAGCACGCUACUUGGUCUGACGACACGACCAGCAAUCUCCGUGGCUUGCAGCUUAGAAAAUCUCAUUCCAAAGAGACAAAGUAGUAUUAAUCCACGCAGACAGUCUGUAGUCUUCAGUAAAGAAGACCUCAUGAAUAAUAUAUCGCUCGCUCAGGCAAUACUACAGAAAGAAUUAGAGGAGUCCCCAAUAGAUGUAGAAUCGCCGGAAAGCAAUAAUUAUGAAAAGAAAAUGCGUAUCAACAACGAAGUUGUUAAAUCUUUACGAUUUGAAGAUGAUGAAUUGGAAGUGGGCUCAGAGAGUAUUUUUGGUUUGUCGACACUGAAAAGCAAUACGUCAUCAUCUCCUUUAAAGAAAACUGUAUUUGGUGAGACGUCGUAUAUGAACGAUUUCAAAACGUCUCAGAAAGUAAAUGUGAUUCCGAGUUAUUUGAAAGAUGUGUCAGAUGGAAUUAAGCAAUUGAUGAGCGAUUUAAUGAAACCCGACGCGGACGCUGAUGUCUUGCCGUUUGCAGAUACCAAAAUUAAGAAAAAUAAAGAACUCCGUAAUGUGCCUUCGACUCGUAAUACUGAAGCACAAGCGGACUUAUUCACUUCUAGUCAGAUAGACCUUCAAAGAGAGCCCAUGUCCACUCUGGAAUCUCAGCAAUCCUCUACUACAACCCAACAAAGGGGGAUUAUAAAAGUAUCCUCAAACAAAUCAGUUACAGCGGCCUUUGAUAUGUGUCCACCGAAAAAGGCCCUGGAGAUAAUUAUUUUUGACCCUGGUAAUCCUUUGAACAAUAUCUACAUCAAGCCAGUGGACUUUGCUGAUGCUCAUAGAUACGAACCUCUGUAUCCCAACGGUUUUCCUGACUGCAGAUCUGGAAACUCUUCAAAAGAUAACUCAAUAGAGAGAAUGUUUACUCACUACAACAUUCGCACAAUCAGAUCAUCUUUUACAGGAACAGAAGUAAAUCAAAGUUACAAGCAAAAGCUUCCUGAAGAAAAGAAUUCACAAGUUCAUGAUUUUGAUCUUAUGUCGCGAAGGAUUACAGAUUGCAAUACUUUACAAAGCUUAGCUGAAGUUGAUAGCUCUAAUAACAACAUAAAUAGAUCUUGUUCAGUCAAUAAAGCUGUUGGUGCCCCUGAAGUUACCAGCAGAGACGCUAAAAUGAAUACUGCCAUUGCAAUGAGAGAUAACCUCAAGAUUUUAGAAGCCCAUUCUUCUCUAACCCUUGUAAACGAAGCCGGGGAUAAUGAGGCCAAAAGCGACGUUUCUGUCCACAACUUUCCAUUAAACCACCACGAUCAGAUUUCCGGAGUAAAAGUUAUUUACGAACAACACAAUCAGGACUUAGGUGAAAUGCGAAACGAUCAAAGUCCCAACCAAAUCGGUAAUACGAGCAGUAGUAAAAGAAAGUACAGUUCAUCUAGUAAUUAUCAUAGACUUUGUACAGUGUCUUCAUUAGAUAUAACACCGAAACCGGCAAAGAAAAUCGCUAAAAGAUCUACAAGCCCAGAUGAAAUGCUGAAUUACGACAUAAAAACGGGAGCAUGUCAACUGCCACCAUUAGCUAGUCGUUCUAAAAAUUUCAACACAUCCAGCUGUUGCAGUCCUGCGAAACAUGCUCAAAUUGGCUCAUGUCCGAAAAGUCCAAAAGACCAGAAUAACAAGAGUCCAAAUAACAAGCCAAACACCAAUGAUGAUUCGAAUAGUCCUACAGGCAAUACAAAGCAAGGUCGAAUACCGCUAAGUCCAAAAGAUACUUCGAAAAAGCAAAGAUCAACAACUGUUCAUAGGUUGGCAGUUGAUGGAAUCUUUAAUAAACCCAAUAGGCAGCAGAUAGAACCAUAUGUUGAGGCCGACACUGUGGAAUAUAUACGCAAACAGAAGGUGGAAUAUUAUGUUAAUGAAAUUAGUACGUCGUCUAGUAGAAGUGAAGUAACACACUGCGCUUCGGUUUCGACAUCUUGCGGCAAAUGCACAGGAGUUACUAUGGACUGGCUGCCUGAACUGAUGAAUGAAUUGAGCUCGAAGAACUUGGUGACAGAGUGCGAGUCCGACAUCAAUGUUUUGCAGAUGAUUGAUGCGCUACCAUUUAUGGGGACCCCUGAAUGCUCAUGGGAGAGUGGCGAUUGCGAGACAUGGUCGUUCUAUUUCUUGCACGAACGUUUGCGCUUGCGCAUCGAGCUCGCGCCACAACGCAAGGGCUGCAACGACAAAGGCGCGUGCGUCCGGAGUGACACGCCCGUUUUGGAUUUGAAGAUAGACAAUUUGCAUCAAGACAAAAGGAACUCGGUGGCGGUGGUGUGCGUAAAAUUCGCGGCGGAAGCGAUGCGCUACCUCCUGGGCAGGUCGGGGGUGUACACUCGCGCCGGCGACGUGCCCGCGCUGCUGCGCCGCUGCGCCGGCGUCGCGCGGGUCUCGCUCAAGUGGGGCCGCGCCAUGCACGCGGCCUGGUCGCAUUUAGCGUACACCAUGACCGAAGAAGGAUUGCUGUCGUUGAAGGUGGCCAAUCUCUCUCUACGCUCUGUAUGGGAGGUGACAAUGCAACUGGAGUUGGUAGUCGAGGACGCGAGGGAAGUUCCCUGGCCCAGGGCGAGUGACGUCCGGGUUACUAGCAUCAUCUCCGACCACAAAGUGACUCGGGACGAGGUGCAUAGAGUGCUGCACCAUAUGAAGAAGGAUUGGGGACAUGUUCCGAGAACCAUAUGGAAAAUCUUCAGAUACCUCAAGUACAAAACUCGUGAGGGCGACCUGUUACUAGCUUCGUAAAGUGUUUGUGCAAAUCUGUUCUCAUUCAUGUACAUAUUUAUCAACUAUCAUUUCCAGUAUCCGUUUUUUUAUCAUUUUUCGAAAUCGCGAAGAAAACGCUGUUUGAAGUAAUCGCUUAUUCGUACUUGACCCAAAUGUAUGAAACAACUUUUCUCCACGGUUUCACUUGGUUCUCAUAGUUAGAAGGUUCAUUUCAUGUGCCGAAUUUUUUCGUUUAUAUUAGAAACUUAUAAUAAAAUGAAACG